UAGAAGAGUUGUCUGUAAGAACCGAUCGAAUUCUUGAAUUUAACAGUAACCACCAUUCAAAUCUCACGGCAGGCAAAGACUGUGAUUUUAUUAUUAUGGUUCCCUCUAUAAAAAGGGCCGAUAUGAAAAUACUGCAGCUGCUUGAUUGAUUCCAAGUUUAUGAAUUUGUGUAAAUUAUGGGUUUGGCAUCCGUGAGCACCGCCAGUGAAGGCAUACAAAUUUGUGUAUUUGAUUUGAGAAGGGGACAAAAUGAAGGGCAGGAGCUGGACAAGAUUUUGUUUUUCUUUCCUGCUGAUUUGCCCUUUUCUACACAACUUUCUGUGAUAGGGCUAAGCGAAGGACUUAUCACAUUUACAAGAAUGUUCUCACCGGAGGCUGCAUGUGAGGUCAUAGAAGCAGAGAAACACUCUCAUGUUUUCUAUGAAGCAGAACCCGAUAUUUGGAUGGUGAUGGUAGUUGAGAAAAGUAAGGAAUUAGAAGCCAUAUGGCGAAUUGAUGCAUUACGGAAGGUUAUGAAGGAAGUGCACUCCCUUUUCUUGAUGUUUUAUGGAUCCUUAAGAGCAAUGCUUGAAAAAGAACCUAGUGGUGGACUAAUUCGUUCUCAUUUGUAUCCAUUCAUCAUGGAUUAUCUAAGUGCAUUUCACAAGCGCUCUAUCUUGGAUACCUGCUGCUGGGAUUUUUUCAUGGGGAAGAAACUCCAAUUACCAUCAUUCCGUGACUGUUUGAAGGAGCGUGGAACUGUACAAAUGUUGACCGUAGGGAGGGAGGCUGCAAUUGAGGUUCAGUCACUUGUCAGGGUACUGGAAUCGUCUGCUGGGAACACACAGUGCUACUCCUUGAUUUUAUUUCACAACCUUCUGGUUUCAACAACGCUUUCUCCUGAUGACACCAUAAACUUAUUUACAUAUGCUGUCUCAAGAUUAACCCCACAUGCUCUAUCCUCUGGAGCAAGUUCUUGGUCGUAUUUACGGAGAUCAAGUACCUCAUCUGAUGUUGCUUCAGGGUCUAACUUGGCCCAUUCUGCCUCUAUCUCAGAACAAAUUUAUCAUUCAAGUAAUACCUCACCUGGUAGAGACAAUAGUAAUCAUGUUGCACGACCCCUGCAGAAUGACAAAUGGUCCAAGGGAAAGGAUGGUUUUCUUGUCACUGAUAUAUGGGGUGUGGAUGCUGGUAGCUUGAUUUGUGCCACCCCAACAGUUUGGCUUCAGCAGACUGAGGAGGGAAUGUACCUUUGUCCUUAUCAGUAUAAAAACCUUACCAUAAUCCUUCUAAUUCCUGUUUCCUCUGUUCUAAAUGGAGAGCAAGGUGUUUCUGCAGUAAAGCAACAAGUUCUUGAUAAUGCUUCACUAAAGAUAUUAAAAGUUGAAGAGAAACUAUCAAAAGGUUGGGGUGGUGAGAAUGCAUACCAUGUCAGUGGGUAUCGUUACUUACUUGCAGAUGGUGACAGAAAUAUCUCAAGGGCUUCUCCACCAGGAAAGGUUACUACACUAACAAAGGAAUCUUUACUUGCAUUAAGCAAGCUUAGAGAAGAGGUAGAUUUGGAAAAAGGUAGAGCAAAAUACAAUAAUCCAGAUGCUGAGAAAGAUUUGGAACUAUGCAUUCGAGCAAAAAAUAAUGCUUGGGUUAUUGCUCGGGUAACAAGAGGGAAGGAACUUUAUAUGGUUCUUGAGAAAGCAAACGAAACGAUUCUAUAUGCCUCAGAUGCUUUUGAGAAGUUCAGCAACAGGUAUUGCAAUGGAGCUUUUUCUUUGGACUAGGGAAAACCUUGAAUCUCCAGUAUAUGUGCCCAUGUAAUAGAAAAACUUCAAGCAAUCGAUACACACCAUGUCAUGGCUCCCCAGGCCCCUGCAGGCAGCAUCCAUAGGCAGCAAAUAUCUGGUGAAUGAAAUAUGAAAGAGAAACAAAUUUUAUCUGUUGUAUAUUGUGCGAAAUUUCUAUGAGCUUUACAUGUAGAAGUUGUUUAGAAUUAAUCUGGGAUUUGUUUGUGGUUAAGUUUAGAUUGCCGCAUCUUUAUGAGAUUUGUCCUCUGAUGCUGUACAUUGAACUGUAUGUUAAGUCAUCUGCGUUUAAAAAGAUUAAGAGCCGGGACUAUGUUACUGUUCAAAUUUGUACUCUAUAAGCGUCCGAUUUAUCAAUCUGUUAUUUAUUUUGCGAAA
This is a messenger RNA of Mangifera indica (mango), 2156 nucleotides long. RefSeq names its product vacuolar fusion protein CCZ1 homolog B-like. The record is from RefSeq and is a predicted model, not a curated record. Lineage: Eukaryota; Viridiplantae; Streptophyta; Magnoliopsida; Sapindales; Anacardiaceae. Gene Ontology annotation, cellular component: intracellular membrane-bounded organelle; Mon1-Ccz1 complex. The transcript is spliced from 11 exons. Bases 177 to 1757 code for a protein of 526 amino acids. Gene Ontology annotation, biological process: vesicle-mediated transport.